GCUGACAGGUUGAUGUAUUGGUUGAAGAGGAGGAGCUUCUUUUGAGGCCUGAUCUGAAGCACAUUGUACCGCUUUCCUCGCUUCCUCUGGUCAUAUAAAUUUCCCAAGGUCCUGCUAUUUUCGUUGUUCUUUAUUUUCUAUUUUGACGUGAUCAGCGUGUCGUGAGCCAUGUCUGAAGUCCGGGCCCCCAUUAGUCAUAUGAAGAUGGCCAAAUGGUUCUUUCGUAAGGAAGCCGACAAGAUCUUGCUGGCAGAUGAGAAGGGAAAAGACAUGGGUACAAUCCUGGAUGUUACGGAACACAAUUCCCCUGGACAUAUGAUGAUCAAGCUCGUCGUAGGACCAGUAUGGUCAGUGCCUCUCCGAGGUUUUCAGCAGGACGAAAACGCCUUCUGUGAGCCGUUUGCAUCUUGCAAGGACUCACGGUCGGCCUUCUUACAAGCCUGGAAAAGAUACGCCGGACGGACCGUGGCUGAGAAUAGAUCUUCUAACGGUGGGACAUCCAGUCCGAAAGAGUCAGAGGGGGACAAUGAUGUCAUCAAGCGGCAUCUUGUUGGGGAGUACAUGAUCCCCGUGGCCAAAAUGGUGGCGCCCAGCUGGAAGAGACUGUGUCGUCAUCCAGACUUAGGCCAUGUGGACACUCUGGCGGCCAGGUUCAAGAGCUGCCCGGACAGGCCCUACACCAUCCUGGCCGUCCAUGUCCACGGGUUGGCGCCGGAGAUGUUCAACAGGAGGAACCUCCAUCAGUACUCCUAUGAGGUGAUUGGAGGGAACCACACCCGCCUGGCCCUGCAGAAGCUCCACAGUGAGGACCCUGAUGAGGCCAAAUACACAACCCACAUGGCCAGGGUCUACUGCGACUUGCCGGACAGUCUGGCCAAGAAGAUUGGGAUGGAGCACAAUAACAUACACUUUUCCUUGCCUUCCACUGUUGCUGACAACCUAUUUAGUUUCAGGGCCGCUGCGUAUGCAGAGGCCGGCUACACGGACGAGGCUCACCUCACCACCGUGGAGCCGCCCUGCACUAAAGAGAAGGAGUCGCAGUGGAAAGAUGGUCUGUGUACCAUGCUGGGGAUAGUCGGCACGGAGACUACGUCCAAGAGGAAGAAGCUCACCAACCUGUACGGAGUCGAAAUCCGCCUUGCCAUGUCACCAUGCAAGGUGUGGAACAAGCUUACCGAGUUUGUCAAGAAGUGGCAAGAAGGAGGGAUAAAAAAGCAGCCAAAACAGGGGAGGCAGCUGAAAGCCUGCCACCUCAGGUUCCUGGACAAAAGGAACGAUGACAACAAGAUAGCCGUGCUCCAGCAGCUCAUAGACGGGGAGCUGGAGUACGGCUUUGACAAGAAGAAGACACAGGAGAAAGACCAACCCGGCAAGGCUGGCGUAAAAGCCCCUGUGGCUGGACCCAGCAAUGCACAGGAUACCGGUGAGCCGCUGAAUGGAGAAGAAAAGGAGAGCCACGGCGUCGAGCUGAGAGGAAAGGACGAGGACUUGAAGGCAGAAAGGGCGACAAACAGGAAGCUGAAGGAGGAAAUCAAGAAGCUCCAGAAAGGCAAAAGUGCGGCCGAGGAAAAGCUAAAAGCAGUAGAAGCGGCUUUGGAGGAAGAAAAAGCCAAGUCCCAGGUCCUCGAAAAGAGUUUGCAAGACGAACAAGAAGUUUCAAGGGGAUUGCUGUUUUCCUUGGAGCAGGCAAAGGAUAACGAUGGCUCAGCACGGCCAAGCAAGAUCGAUCCCGGCAGAAACAAGCGACAAGGUGGUACAGACGUUGGUGAUGGCGGUGAUGCUAAUCAGGCACCCCGUGCGAAGUCAAGGCGGAUCGCCAGCAUGAAGGAGGACCCUUUAUAUACGGUCGGGGAGUUCGUCGUGGUGUCCGGAAAGGCCAAGAGCGGCGAAGAUGUAGAGCCCUGGUUCGGCAAAGUCAUCGCCGACGACCCCGCCAAAAAACGCCUUACUGUACGGUGGUAUGAUAAUGUUAAUGGGAUAUACGUGAGGGAGUUGCAUAAGGGGUCCGACAGUCCCCUCGAGGACGACAUCAUAGAGUAUAAGAAGAUUGUCGCCACUGUAAACAUGUCAAAAGACAUGACACUGUCCGUAGAAGACAUGUGUAAGGCGUUGAACGCCGUAAAACCACAAGUGAAACAGUAGUUUAUCAUUCCUUUUCUGUCUAAUAGUGUGGUCUGCCACUCAUUUUAAUUUAUCUUGUUACAAAUGGUGACAAACGAAGGAGUUUGGGUUUUGUUUCAUUCGCUCAGUAGUAAACAGAUAGUUCGUAGUUAGCACCCAGGGCAAGUUGGCAUGUA
This is a messenger RNA of Branchiostoma belcheri (Belcher's lancelet), 2297 nucleotides long. RefSeq lists its product as uncharacterized. Lineage: Eukaryota; Metazoa; Chordata; Leptocardii; Amphioxiformes; Branchiostomatidae. The transcript has 13 exons. Bases 169 to 2142 code for a protein of 657 amino acids. The record is from RefSeq and is a predicted model, not a curated record.